CCAUCGUUCCCCAUAGACUUUCGGCCAUGGCAUCUACAGGCAAAUCCCUCGUUCAAACCCUAAGGCGCUACAUCAAGAAGCCAUGGGAAAUCACUGGUCCAUGUGCGUCACCGGAAUACAAGUCUGCACUGCCUCGUGCCACUGACUACCGGCCGUUUUGUCCGGCCACUGAACCGGCGAAGGCCAUCGUCCCAACUUCAAAUCCAGAGACCGUGUUCGAUAUCAAGUACUUCUCCCGUGAUCAGCGCCGUAACCGCCCGCCCAUCCGCCGCACCGUGCUGAAGAAAGAUGAUGUCGUCAAAGCGAUGAAGGAGAAGUCGGUUGAUGUCAGUGAUUUACCUCCGGUUUAUUUGACGAAGGCAAUUGAAGAAGAUUACAAUGCGUGCGGUGGAGGUUAUGUUAAGUAAUCAGGUAAUCUUGCGGGACUCAGGAAUGACUUGCCUGCCACCAAUAAAUCGAACGUUGUUGUUUCUUAUUGGGUAGUUUUUCUUGCGGUUGCAUUCUUUCGUGUUUCCCUUUUUAUCUUUCUGUGAUUUUAUGCCAUCAUACGACUUCGUUGAAAAAAUAAUUACAGUUGUAUCGUUAUAACACAAAAAAUAUCAAAAUUGUGACGAUGCUGCAUCUUCUGAACUACUUGUGCGCAUUUUUUUGAAAGUAAAGAUGCUUUGAUAGCAUGUUGGGUGCG
Molecule: messenger RNA, 685 nt
Organism: Cynara cardunculus var. scolymus (artichoke)
Lineage: Eukaryota; Viridiplantae; Streptophyta; Magnoliopsida; Asterales; Asteraceae
Exons: 2
Coding region: 27-407 (126 amino acids)
Source: RefSeq, a predicted model, not a curated record